Messenger RNA from Vespa crabro (European hornet), 1156 nucleotides. Its product is annotated as pupal cuticle protein C1B-like. The coding region runs from base 594 to 830 and encodes 78 amino acids. The record is from RefSeq and is a predicted model, not a curated record. Lineage: Eukaryota; Metazoa; Arthropoda; Insecta; Hymenoptera; Vespidae. The transcript has 2 exons.
UCGACUGGUCACGAUGAACUAGUAAUAACGUUUCCAAUAUCGGGGACUCUCUUUUAUAGUCGCGAAAUCAAGUUGGAACAGUAGGAGAGAAGCUCAGAGCCCGGCUUGGAAGCGGGAAUAACCUUGAGGAUUGCUACGACCUCCCUACUCGCUACUCUGAUGCAUGGUCAGGCCUUUCUUGCAAAGCGCCGAGAAACGUCCAUCGCGUCUAUUGGUUGGUUCCGUCGCGUGGAAAAAAAAAAGGGAGAUGAGGAAGAAACAAACUGUUGCUUUCGUUUUCUCUUGUAUCUCAAAGACGAAGAUGGCGAAGACGACGAUGACGACGACGACGACGACGACGACGACGACGACGACGACGACGACGACGACGACGACGAUGACGAUGACGAUGACGACGACGAUGAAGACGAAGGGGCGACGUCCUCCACCGUACGAUGUCUGAACGACGUCGAGUAGAGAAAUUCAAUGCGUACGGCAAGGGGGAGCGGGUGUAAAGAGGAUCUCCACGAGAAUCCUCCUAUAUAAGAGAGCCGCGUCUCGUAUUUUCAGGUAUUACUCUGCUACCGCCAAUCAGCUCGUACGCUAGAAUCAACAUGUUCAAGUUGUUCCUCGUUGCCGCCUUGUUGGCUUUCGCCGCAGCUGCACCUGCACCGGCACCCGGUGCUAUUUUGAGUGCUCCCUUGGUAACCUCCUAUGCUGGUGCACCGAUCGUUUCCAAUCUCGGCACGCCAGUGGCUUAUUCGGCAUAUUCAGCACCGCUUGCUUACAAUACCUACGCUUCACCGUACAGCUACGUACCUUACGCCUAUAAAGCUGGAUAUUACAUCUAAAAAAAGGAUGAUACUCAUCACAGGACCCUGGCUACGAUUCAUCGAUUCCCAUUUCUUUUUCUUCCUUAUCAAUUAGUCUUCUUAUUACUUUUUUCCUCCCUUCCCACCCUCCCCCCCCUCUCUCUCUCUCUCUCUUUCCUUGCCACCUUCUUAACCUUUCGUUACCUCCACGUAUUAUCGCCCGAACGUUCAAUAAACCGUCAACAAUAUGUCCUGAUAAAAUCCUUCCCACACUUCUUUCCAUUCCCUUUAUUAUAUCGAUCUCAUCGAUUCCAAUCAUCAGUGAGCAUGCAACUAAAAAUCAAUAAAUCCGCUUGAAAAAGGCA